AUUUCAAACAUUGUGUCUGGCAACACCAAUCAAGCUGUAAAAUACAUACACCGCAGAAAGAGACCUUAGUUUCGGAUCAUUAUUAUGGCAGAACAGGGGGAUCAAAAAGCAGAAGUUUGUACUUUCAUGUUUAAAAAGAAAAGUCGUAAAGCCACAGCAAGGAAAAGGAAGGUUAGCGACAGUGAUGAAGACAAUGAUGGUGAAUCAUCAGUAGUGCGAAGAGAAAAGGCGCUUGGACUAAGUAACCCAAUGAUUCAGAAGUCAAAAAAAACUUUCCGAGAAGAAGUGAAAUACAGCGACGAUAGUGAUGAGGAAAAAGGAGUUCAAGUCAAUUACAAAUCUACACGAUCAGCAAAAUCUGAAGGACCUGAUGAUAGAGGAGCCACAUCAACCAUCGAAAUUGAUACCGAAAGCAAUGUUGAUGCAAGAGCAAUAUUUGAGAAACAAAAGAAAAUCAAUGAGGAACUAAAAGGUAAAGAAGAUGAUAAGAUCUACCGAGGAUUGAAUAAUUACGCAGUCUACAUUGAAAAGAGAGACACGGCGCAAGGCAACGCUUCAAGUGGACAUGUCAGGAAAGGACCGAUGCGAGCUCCAGCCAAUGUGAGGGCGACAACUAGAUGGGAUUAUGCUCCAGACAUCUGCAAGGACUACAAGGAGACUGGCUUCUGUGGAUUCGGUGAUAGUUGUAAAUUCAUGCAUGAUCGAUCAGAUUACAAGUUUGGUUGGCAACUAGAAAAAGAAUGGGAAAGUGGCCAAAGAAAUCAGGAAGAAGAUCCACAUGCAUAUGAAAUUGAUAGUGAUGAUGAUGACCUUCCAUUCAAGUGUAUAAUCUGCAGAGAAUCAUUCAAAAAUCCCAUUAUCACAAAAUGCAAGCAUUAUUUCUGUGAGCAGUGCGCCCUCAAACAUUAUAAAAAGUCCAGUCGUUGCUUUGCUUGCAAUACACAGACAAAUGGAGUAUUUAAUCCAGCAAAAGGUAAUUUUUGGGGGUAUUUUUCAGAAUUAAUAGUGAAGUUGAAAAAACAUAAGGAAGAACAUGGAAGUGAUGAUGGUGGACAAGAUGAGUCUGAUGAAGGAUGAACCAGGCAGUGGGGUGACAUCAGGAAUUGCCAGACGGGUGUUAGGGGCGGGGGAGACUAAGCUGUGUGACAAUAGGAUCUGACAAAUUGUGACUGAAAUACGAGCCCUCUGAUGCCCUAAAAGCCUGGGCAGUUUUGACAAUUUUAAGGUGGUCUGAGACAUUUCAGCAUGUUUAAUGGCCUACAAAAGAUAAAAUAUUGUUCCUAUUUUUUGAUACAAUUAGGGUAUUAGCCUGUCCAACAGGGGAUAAACCAUCCUCCCCAACUUGUGCCACUGCUGGAACCAAAAAAUCUAAUGUGUGGUCAUAAGAUUUUAUGACCACUUAUGAUAAUAGAUUGUUUCUGGCACCAGAAAAAAAAAAAAAAAACUUUCGAGAGAGAAUCAUUGGUGUUUCAGAUAGAUAUCUUCACAAAAAUACAAUGUAAACAUGUUACAACAACAUUUACAUAUAUAAAUAAAUAAGAUAUAUAUUGAUAUAGAAAAAUGCUAUUACCUAAGGCAUUUUACUUUUAAGUUCAUUCUAUUUGUCAUUAUGUUCAGGAGUACAUUCACCUGGUAUACCCAGCAUUGACUGCUGGUGAAAUAUUAUGUACAAUAAAGUUACACUUAAUUUA
Molecule: messenger RNA, 1691 nt
Organism: Anneissia japonica
Lineage: Eukaryota; Metazoa; Echinodermata; Crinoidea; Comatulida; Comatulidae
Product: E3 ubiquitin-protein ligase RNF113A-like
Exons: 9
Coding region: 85-1077 (330 amino acids)
Biological process (GO): snoRNA splicing
Cellular component (GO): U2-type spliceosomal complex
Molecular function (GO): metal ion binding
Source: RefSeq, a predicted model, not a curated record